Molecule: messenger RNA, 4181 nt
Organism: Limanda limanda (common dab)
Lineage: Eukaryota; Metazoa; Chordata; Actinopteri; Pleuronectiformes; Pleuronectidae
Gene: bcar1
Product: BCAR1 scaffold protein, Cas family member
Exons: 8
Coding region: 329-3229 (966 amino acids)
Biological process (GO): cell surface receptor protein tyrosine kinase signaling pathway; cell migration
Cellular component (GO): plasma membrane; cytoplasm; focal adhesion
Molecular function (GO): protein binding
Source: RefSeq, a predicted model, not a curated record
AAGACACCCAGUGAGAAAGAAGGGAAGAGCAGGGCUGAAGUAAAUGGGCCAAGUGGCAGUCUCAUUCUUGCUGUGUGAGAUCACGGGGAGGCAUAAUGUGCUUUGAUCUGCUUCUCUACAAAAAACAAGACUGAACGAGACAAUAGAAGAGACACAGAAGAAAAAGGAGGGAGGACAGGAGGAUAUAGGAAGGAAGGGUGGAAGAGGGGACUUUUUUGGGAUCUACUCUAAGCACCAGUCGGAAUCUAGUCGGAAAAGUGUGUCACAGGGGCUGAGAUACAGCCCUUCCUUGGACUAAACACAGCCGUCUUACUGCAGAAGGGACACAAUGAACUAUCUGAAUGUGUUGGCAAAGGCGUUGUAUGACAAUGUGGCCGAAUCACCGGAUGAGCUGUCCUUCCGGAAGGGAGACAUUAUGACUGUGUUGGAGCGUGACACACAGGGACUGGAUGGCUGGUGGCUCUGCUCCCUCCACGGUCGCCAAGGCAUCGUCCCCGGCAACCGUCUCAAGAUACUGGUCGGCAUGUAUGACAGUAAGCAGCAGCAACAGUCUACGCCUUCUACACCAGAUCCAGCCGCCUGUUCCACCUCCCUUGUGCAGCAACCCCUCCCCCCUCAGAGUGCUUACACCCAACAAACCCUUGCUCUUUCUUCUGCUGCUAUUGCCACAUCCUCCGGCUUUGCCAACAAGCCCCUUCACUCAGCUCAGUACACGUCCAUGCACCCAACCUACUGCACCCCCAGUCCUUCACAGCCCAACCUUGACUCUGUCUAUAUGAUGCCCCCCUCUCACAGCCCAAAACCAUCCCCAAGUUCCCAUGGUCUUUAUCAGGUCCCCUCUGGCCCAGGUGGACCCAGUCCACUGGCCAUGCCGGGACCCCCCAGUAAGGCACCAGCUUUGGCGCAGAGAAAGUACCAGCUGCCUGCAAAGGACAUCUACCAGGUGCCCCCUUCUCUUGGCCCAGGGCCCGGCCAGGGAGCAGCCCUGACUGGCAGUACAGGAGCAGGGCAGGAUUUGUACCAGGUGCCAUCAUCCCUUGAAAAGAGGAACUGGGAGAGCAGCAACAAGCCACCGGGGAAGGUGGUAGUUCCUACUCGGGUUGGACAGGUGUAUGUAUAUGACACUGUUAAACCAGACCAGGACGAGUAUGACGUCCCACCCAGACAUUCACCUUCCAUCCAGCAGGACAUAUAUGAUGUGCCACCCAUCCGCCAGCAGGCCAACACACAGGUGUAUGACACUCCUCCCAUGGUGGUUAAGGGGACCUCUGGUGGUCAAGAAAUAUAUGACACCCUAGCAAGUACUGAAAAGAACACGCAGCAGACAGUCUAUGACUUCCCCCCAUCUGUCAGUAAAGAUGUCCCUGAUGCCCAGCCAAUUAGAGAGGAAACCUACGAUGUUCCUCCCCACUUUGCCAAACUCAAACCCCAAGUCCCCGUCCCUCCUAGCCAGUACCGGCACAAAAACCUGAAUGACAAUGAGCCACCCAUUCCAGAGGACGUGUAUGAUGUCCCGCCCCCCAUUUUGACUGAAAAGCAUUAUCACAGAGAUAGGAGCGGGGUGAGCCAGGCCCCACAGAAGAUCUAUGACAUCCCAGCAAGCCUGCGGACUGGAGGUCACCCCAUCCAGGAUGUCUACGACUUCCCCAGGGAAAGAGAGGAAAGAGGAGGAGAGAGGGGAGAUCACUAUGUCUACGAUGUUCCACCACAGGUUGUGCGUGAUGCCCAGUCUGCCAGUGAGGAGCUGAACAUGUCCUUCAAGCGGCUGUCUUCCUCGAGUACUGGAAGUACACGGAGCAAUCACUCUGCUUCAUCCUUAGACAUUGUCUCUGUUCAUGACACCUCAUCUUCCUCCUCACUUCCUGCUCCUGGCUGCAUCUCAGGGAAACCCCUCAUCUUGGACCUGGAGCAGGCCAUGGAGCGUCUGUCUCGCCUGCAGCAAGCCGUUGAGUCCAGUGUUUCCCUCAUGAUGUCAUUCAUCACAGGUAACUGGAGAAGCCCUGCUCUCCUGGAAGGGAACCUUUCAGCCAUUCAUCAGGCCGCAGACCGGGUGCGUGCCACUGUCCGAGACUUCCUAGAAUUUGCCAGGGGGGCUGUGGCAAAUGCCUCCCAGGCCACAGACCGCUCUCUGCAGUCUAAACUGGGCCGUCAGGUGGGGAAGAUGGAGGAGGUCUUCCAGAGUUUGGUUCAACACAGUCAGAGCUUAGACGCUAUUUCCUGGUCACACAUGGCACUCACAGCACCGCCACCGGGAGGGGAUGAUUUAGAUCGAAUCAUCAUGACAACACGGGGUAUCCCAGAUGAUGCAAAGCAGCUUGCCUCCUUUCUCCACGGUAAUGCUUCUCUGCUCUUCAAACGGAGCAACCGGCAGCAGCAGCAGCUGCCACUUCCUCCAAUCCCAGGGGAGAUCGGCAGUCACACGACAGGACCAGGUAAUGGGAGCUAUCAGGGAGGGGAUAAGAUGAACAUACAGUCAAGACCCCUCCCCUCACCACCAAAGUUUACUGCUGGAGAGGAAGAGGAAGGUGUGAACAGGCCAUAUGAGACCACAGAAGAAGGCUGGAUGGAGGAUUACGACUAUGUGCAUCUACAGGGAAAGGAAGAGUUUGAGAAAAACCAAAGACAGCUGCUGGAGAAAGGCAACAUCAUCCGCCACAACAAGACACAACUGGAACAGCAACAGAAGAAACAGUUUGAACGAUUAGAGCAGGAAGUCAGCCGGCCUAUCAACAAUGACAUGACGGGUUGGGUCCCGCCCCCCCACCAUCCUCUGGCCGACCAGCUAGCCCAGAAUGGCCCUGGAGGCCUCUCUUCCUCCAAGCUCUGCCACGGCGACCAGCAACUCCUCCUGUUCUACCAGGAGCAGUGUGAGCAGAAUGUAACAACGGUGACCAAUGCCAUCGACGCCUUCUUCACUGCUGUCAACUCCAACCAGCUGCCAAAGAUUUUUGUGGCACACAGCAAGUUUGUCAUCCUUAGUGCACACAAGUUGGUGUUCAUCGGUGACACACUGUCACGUCAGGCCAAUUCUCCUGAGGUUAGGUCAAGAGUGGCCCAGAGUAGCAACAUCCUCUGCGAGAAACUCAAAGACAUUGUGAUCAGUACAAAGACAGCGGCACUUCAGUAUCCUUCCCCUGGAGCAGCCAGAGACAUGACUGAGAGGGUGAGGGAGCUAGCUGGGUAUACGCAGCAGUUCAGGGUGGUGCUGGGACAGCUGCUGCUUAUGUAGGGGUUGACAGGGGAGAAGAAAAAAAACAAUGACACAAAAUGAGAUGUCCCAGAAACAUGGGGUAAUAAAUGCUCCCUGUAACACGGCGUGGACGACACUGUGUACACCCUUUCAGUGUGAGGUUUGAGACCCUCGACUGGAAGAGGAUUUCCAUUCCUUCUGUUUCUUACAUGAAGUCAGGGAAACCCCGAGACCCUGUCUGGGACUGGGAGGCUGACCUCAAAUCCAUCCUCUGCUCCCUCCCUAUAUCGUUUUACACUUUAACCAUUCCUCUUUCAUCACAGCAAGCAUUUUAUUCUAGACAAAAUAAAAAAAAUAAAAAUAUCAUCAGUGGGCUGGGCUAAUGGUUGUAAAAUAAUCAUUGUAAUUAUUAGGGUACAUAUUUAGUCAGCAAUCCAGAAGAAUAAAAGUCUACAGAACUGCCAGUGUAUAAAUAUAAAUAUUCGGCUUUUUUUCAAUAUGAUGAAUACAUAAAUGUAGUUUUUGACACUAUCGAUAAUAAUUAUAUAAUAAUAUUGCUAUACCAUUGAUUAUGGCUCUGAUUCUUGAUCCUUGUAUCUUUAUUGUUAUUGACAUGUUAUUUCCAGAUGCUAAGGAGAUAUGUUGUAAUACCUUUAUGCUCUUCCAUCCCUGACAAAGGCACACUUUUCAAGAAAACACUGGAGCACACAGCCAUCUUUAAAGUUCACCUGAUGAAAAUCUGACAGCUCUUCAUGUUGCCAUGUUGCCUCAGAGUUUGAGCAAGGUGUCAACAUUAAGUCCACCAGUGCAGGCAACCCUGCUGCCAAAAGAUUUCAACAUAACUGUACAGUUCCAUUACUGUAGUUAUUAAAGAUUAUCUCAGUGAUAUACUUUUUUUGUAAAUCUAUAUGUUGGUUGUUUUGUAAGAGGCAUGUAUCAGAGAAAAAGCGUGUAAAGGGUUAACGUUAAACAAAUGAAAUUAAACCAUUUU